This is a messenger RNA of Chlorella variabilis, 1080 nucleotides long. RefSeq lists its product as hypothetical. The coding region runs from base 1 to 657 and encodes 218 amino acids. Lineage: Eukaryota; Viridiplantae; Chlorophyta; Trebouxiophyceae; Chlorellales; Chlorellaceae. The record is from RefSeq and is a predicted model, not a curated record. The transcript is spliced from 5 exons.
AUGGAGCCCCUGUCGCGGGAGGCGCUAUCCAAGCUGGCCAAGGACGUCAAAGACCUGGGCCAGAACGCCAUUGACGGUGUCAAGGUGGUGGUGAAUGAUGACAACCUGACGGAUAUUCAGGCCGAGUACGAGGGACCAGCGGGCACGCCCUUUGAGGGCGGCCUCUUCCGCAUGCGGCUGGCAAUUGGUCCUGAGUUUCCCAGCUCGCCGCCCAAAGGCUACUUCAUCACCAAGAUCUUCCACCCCAAUGUGUCGGCCUCGGGCGAGAUCUGCGUCAACGUGCUCAAGCGCGACUGGCGGCCCGACCUGGGCCUGCGCCAUGUGCUCACUGUCAUCCGCUGCCUGCUCAUCGAGCCCAACGCUGAGUCGGCGCUGAAUGAGGAGGCGGGCAGGCUGCUGCUGGAGGGUUUUGGGGAGUUUGCCAAAAAGGCGCGGCUCAUGACCAGCAUCCACGCCAAGAAGCCGUCUGUGCUGACAGCAGCGGGCGGCGCCAACGCGGUCAACGCAGAUGGCACCUCGGCGGCCGGUGCAGCGGAUGGCAAGCCCGCAGCAGCGGCAUCGGGCUCUGCAGCUGCGGCUGGGGCGGGCGCUGCCAAGCCCAGCAAGGCGGCGGCGGCCAAGCUAGCUGAGAAGAAGAAGAGCCUGAAGCGGUUGUGAUGACCCAGCCCCGUCCACCCGCUCUUCUUCUGCUUCCAAGCAGCGGCUGCCGCUGCGCUUGCGCCGCUUCGGCGGCUACCUGUUUUCUUACUGCGGCCUUCGCCUCCCAGCACUGACGUCCCUGACAUGUUUCCCUUCCAGCAGGCCCAUUGUGUUGCUGAACCCGCUCCCUCUGUUGGUUCCUUCUGCUCCCCUCCUCCGCUGCUGCUGUCGUCCUGCUGAGCUGCCGCUCCCGACAUUGCGGGGCCCUGCCCUCUCACGCUAGCUUUAGGUGACACGCCAACCACCCCACUGGGCAGCCAGCAAACUCACUGUUUCUUUUCUCCGACUUCCUUGACUUCCCUUGCCUGACAAUUGAUUGGCGCCGGCCUGCUGGCCCAGCGUCGUGCCUGUACGGCACUGACUGUGACACAAGAGGCACAC